CAGGGGAGGAGCUGGACAUGGUUUGCGCGGAGGCUGGGGUCUCGGGCUUGCCUGGGGGAGGAGGGGAGCGGUCCCCAGCGGCCGCGCAUUCCGGAGCCACCAGAGCGCGGCGCGCAGGGUGCUGAGCCACGCGUCCCAGACGCUCCUGCGCACUCCCGGGGCUCGGAGCAGCUGGGGCACGUUCCGGGCGCUGGCUGGGCUCAGAUUCCAGGGCUGGGGGUCGUUUCCGGCUGCCGGAUCCUGGGCGAUCCUGGGGACUUGGAGAAGUUCCGACUUGCCCUUGCGCCGGGAACUUUCUCUCGACCCGCUGGGGGACCGCAGGGUUUCAAAGAAGAACCGCGGACUCGGGAUUGAGUCAACAUGGAGGCCAUCAGCCACCCCUCUGUGGAAGUGGAGCUUCCCAAGCACAUCCUGGAUAUCUGGGUCAUUGUCCUUAUCAUCCUGGCCACCAUUGUCAUCAUGACCUCCUUGUUGCUGUGUCCAGCCACUGCAGUCAUCAUCUAUCGUAUACGGACUCAUCCAGUCCUCAAUGGGGCUGUCUGAGAACCUCUUGAGAGGACCAAGUGGGGGAUAAGGAUAUGAAUCCCUUCCCUCAAACUGACUGUUCUUAGAAAAACAAUAGGAAAGACUUUGGAGGUUGGACCUGUGUUUCACUUUUUAUUCUGUGGCUGGCCAACUGUGAAUUUUGUCAAGAUAACUGAGUUCCAGGUUCUUUAUUUUCAACUAGGGGUUCUGAUCCCUUUCCUUCCUACCUCAUGGGAUUGUGAGAAUCAAAUGACUUAGUGGAGGUGAAAGCUGUUUGUGAACAGUGAAGCCACCACAGAGAUGUGUAUGUGUUAUGCCAAGUGUUGAGAAGCUUUUUUUCUUUUUUUGCCCUACUGGGGCUUGAACUCGGGGCCUACACCUUGAGCCAUUCCACCAGCCCUUUUUCUGUGAUGGGUUUUUUGAGAUAGA
Castor canadensis (American beaver) is the source of this 954-nucleotide messenger RNA. It is a transcript of the gene Smim3, whose product is annotated as small integral membrane protein 3. Lineage: Eukaryota; Metazoa; Chordata; Mammalia; Rodentia; Castoridae. The record is from RefSeq and is a predicted model, not a curated record.